Prorocentrum cordatum is the source of this 447-nucleotide messenger RNA. NCBI's taxonomy places the organism in Eukaryota, Dinophyceae, Prorocentrales, Prorocentraceae. The record is from the annotation of a GenBank genome assembly.
AUGGGGAGCCCGCCCGGCCCCGCCCCCGCGCUGGGCACAUUUAGGCCCUCGCGCGCGGCCCUGGCCCUCUGCGCGCUCGCCGCGCGCACCCGCGCGGCCCUGGACGCCUCCACGGCGCCGCCGGGCGUGCCCAAGGAGCGUUUCGGCGAGCAGGCGGGCGGUGCCGGGGCACGGCGUGGCCUGCGAGCCCAGGCCCCCGGCGCUGCUGGGCGGUGGUCGCCCUUGCCCGCCGAGGCGAGCGGGGCCUCCUCGGGCUGGAGCGCGUGCCCCCCGAGCCAGGGCGGCGGCGACCACGCCGGCGUGCCGAAGACCGAUCUGGUCCUUCUGGAGCGACCCCACCUACGUGCCCAAGGCGGUGCACCUUGCCCGUGCGUCGUGGCGCUUCUUCGCGCCGGGCCACGAGGUCCGCGCGCUGCACCUGCCCCGGGAAUUGGCGCGACUUCCUGA